AUGAAGCGGACGCGUGAGGAGGACGACAUCGGGUAUCCAGUGAAAGUACGGCGGCUGUCGAAAGUAGACAGAUUAACAAGGUUGAGCGACGAGCUACUUGUGCGCAUUUUGUCCUUCGUUCCGACGCCAUCGCUCCUCACCUGCCAAAGGGUAUCGAAGAAAUUCAGUCGCCUUGCAGUCGACUCGGAGCUUUGGAAAGCCGCAUAUUAUCGCAAAUUUGUCCUCCCGAAAGCCUCCCGUAUCCCUGGAAUCAAAGGGACGCCUGGUCCGGACCGGUUACACUAUUCUUCAAAGCUGUCCAAGUGGCUCGAUGACGGCUAUCUGGUCAAAGAUGGCGUCCAAACCAAGUGGAAACAGCAGUAUCGGUUACGGCACAAUUGGGCUCAGGGAUCGUGCGCAAUCAGUGAGAUCGUGGUCGCAGAAAGGCCGCCCGACCCACCACUACUCGUUAUGAUGUCAAAUAACAUCGUGUAUGCUGCUGAUUCUAUAUCUGGUCUUCGAGCAUGGAGCUCGAAGAACGAUCGGGGGCUGCUGGCAUGUACACCACUCUUCGGCGAAUUGGACACUCCUCGACUACCAAUAUCUAUGGCAAUAGAUGCAGCCCAAAGCGACGAUCGUCUCGAAAGAGUCGUACUAGGCUUUGAGGACGGUUCAUUCUCGAUUUAUACUCUCAGGAGAGACUACAAGAGUUUCGAUAAUCUAUUCACGCAUCCACCGUCGACUAAUGGAAUGAUAUCUGCGCUUGCAUUCUCAUCGCCGUACCUCCUAACCAUGACCGAGGAUCACCUACUAUCUCUGUACACUUUUGAAGGAAUCAUGAGCAACUCCGCUACCCUCAAAGCCCCCAAACUCCUAUACUCCUUGCGCUCACACACGGCGUGGCCUCCUGUAUCUCUCUCGUUGCGAACUACUGCAACAAGCAUGACUGCUGCCAUUGCAUAUUCUCUACCGACAUAUCUAUCUGGAUGGACCGUCGGUGUACAGGAGCUAAUGCUCUCACGCAAAGGGGAGCUCCUCGAAUCUAGAUUGGCCACUGCAGCCGACGAACGUUCCUUUACACUUUCCGCGUAUCGAUCGGCGUCGUCACCCUCUACACGCUCAUCGUCUCCUCUUCCAGGCGCUACGCAAGAGGUUUCGUUGACGAGCAGUCCAAGCAGAUCGAAGCCUACAUCAAUGUCGUACUCGCAUCCCUAUCUUCUAGUCGCCCAUCCUGAUAAUACUCUUUCGCUGUAUCUGGUGCGGUCGACGUCUUCCGCAUUAUCGAUUAGCUCUGGCAACCGUCUCUGGGGCCAUACAUCUUCGAUCUCCGGCGCUCAUGUCGGUAUACGCGGGAAGGCUGUCUCGGUGAGCAGAUUAGGCGAUGAGCUACGUGUUUGGGAUCUGGAGGGCGGUAUGGCUUCCUCGGCAUCUCGAAGACAAUCGAGAAAUGGCGAGUUAAGUGUCCGAGUGCAGCCUUCAAGGAUCGGCGAUGAGGACGUGCAAGACGACGAAUCCGGGCGAGAAGUCGGGCUCCGAUUUGCACUUGAACGAGGAUUCGACGAUUCCGCUGUGAGCCGUGGUUGGGUAGGCUUUGACGAACAGAACGUCAUCGUCCUUCGUGAGAAGAGUGAGGGGAGUCAAGCCUUGGUUGUGUACGAUUUCACGUAG
This is a messenger RNA of Cucurbitaria berberidis CBS 394.84, 1647 nucleotides long. RefSeq lists its product as uncharacterized. Bases 1 to 1647 code for a protein of 548 amino acids. Gene Ontology annotation, molecular function: protein binding. The transcript has 2 exons. Lineage: Eukaryota; Fungi; Ascomycota; Dothideomycetes; Pleosporales; Cucurbitariaceae. The record is from RefSeq and is a predicted model, not a curated record.